AUGGCAGCUGCCGUCGCAAAGCCGGCACCACCGGCCACGGUUACGCUCAGCGCCGCCGCCUACCCCCAUCUCAUUGAGUCGAUCCUCUCCAACAGUGAGAGACCGGUUCUCAUCGCGUUCCGUUCUACAUCGCGCCAAUAUCUCAACAAGGUCGAUGCCAUCCUCGCUCGCCAUAUCGUCAUCUCGGCACCGGUGGAGCUCGAGACUACCGACUUGAUCAUCACCGCCAAGCGCGGCCCCAGGCUACCCACGUUCAUUGGUAUCGACGAGGACUUACACCACCCCUUGCCUGGAGCCAAGCCAGCAUUACCUCCACCUCCCCCGGCUGCAUCGCCUUGGGACGGUCCUGCGGCUCUCGUUGAUGGGAUCAAGCUCAGUGAUGACGAAGAGCCGGUCCCUAAUGUGCGGCCAACGGACCCCCCCGACCGAAAGCGAUGCAAGAAGCUGUUGUCUCUUGCGCGCAUCAUCGACCUUGUCGGUCCUCUCCCCGUGUGCAACCUCAAUGCAGCGGCGCUGUCAUUCAGACACCCCCACACGGUGCGCCUUCUACCUGACCAGCACGGAGAGUACGCGUCGACGAUGGUAAUCCGCCGGACUGAGCGACUCGUCCUCACCGCUGGCGUGAUCUUGCCUAGAAAGGACGUUGCCCUCAGUGGCUUGCCGCCCAGCAAAGGGCACGAAUAUGACCAUUACCGGCACCUCACUCUUGGCGCUGGCGCUGGCGGGCUGUCCGUUGCUACGCAGCCCAUGCGACUUGUGGGCCUCGACGGGGGCGUGAAGCGGAUAGUCGUCAACGCGCGGUACGCGCCAGGCUCCUUCCACGACCCGGCUCUCUUCAUCGAGCGACUUAUCCGUCUUUCACCCCAAACGAACCGGCCGGGGGAGAUCGUCUACUUCGCAUCGUCCGACAACACGGGCGCCGACCUGCCGGCGAAGACAUAUCUAUCAUAUCUGGACCGCUUCACCAUCCUCAUCAACUUGGCCGUCUACGCCGUGAACCACAAAGUCAAGUUCACCAUUGUGGGCCUCGAAAGCGUACUUCCCGCUUGGAUCGGCCUUUCGGCAGGAGCGAAUGUCGAGCAGAGCGUGCGGGAUAGCGUGAAGCGCGAACUCCGGCAGCUCUACGACCUGCCACUGAGCUACGGCACUGGAACAUGGGAAGUUGCACUAGGCAGUGAUCUCGAGUCCGCUCUCGGCGCGUUUGCGGUAUCGAGCUUGAAGUGCUGGGCAGCGACGGUGACCCCAGAGACGUUUGAUAUCGAGCUGGGCUUGUAG
Messenger RNA from Vanrija pseudolonga, 1275 nucleotides. RefSeq lists its product as uncharacterized. Bases 1 to 1275 code for a protein of 424 amino acids. NCBI's taxonomy places the organism in Eukaryota, Fungi, Basidiomycota, Tremellomycetes, Trichosporonales, Trichosporonaceae. The transcript has a single exon. The record is from RefSeq and is a predicted model, not a curated record.